AUGUGUUGUAUCUUCUUGUUCCGAUUCAAUUACUAUCACUUUUACAGCAAGUCUUUUAAUGCCCAAGAGGCUUUUGCCGUCUCUAAGUCCUCUUCAUCAGAAUCGGGAGUUUCUUUCUUCAAAUCGAUUGUACGCUUCAUCCUUUUUUUUUUUUCAACCUUUUUCAUCUCUCUUUGUUAUUCUUUGUCAUCUCACUUUUCCUUCAUCCAUUUUAUCUCGCGUUUUCAUUAUUCUUUUUUUUAUCUGUUUCUUCAUUCCUUUUCUUCUUCCAUUUACGUUGUUAUUUUUCUUGUUUUUUUUUCUUUAUUCGCUUUCAUCUCCCAUUUUCUUUAUAUAUUUCCCUUUUCCUUUUUUUGUUUUUGUUGUUCUAUUUGUUUUUUUCUCUUUCAUACGCCCUUGUCUUUAUUUUUCUUCAUUCAGUUUCUUGACUCUUUUUCAUUGCUCUUUUUUCCGUUUUCAUCACCCUUUUUCUUUAUUCUCUUUCAUUUUUUUUUUAUAUCUACCUAUUCACUUCUUUCUAUUUUCUCUCUUUCACACUCAUCUCAUGACAUUUUAUUGUCUCUCUGUCUGUCUUUCUUCUUCUUCUUCGUCGUCGUCGUCUAUUAUUAUUAUUCGUCUUCUUUUUCUUUUUUCUUCGUUUUAAAUGUUACUAAAUGUUAUCUUAAAACUUAUACGUUCUUCUUUUCUCUCUUCACCUGUUUAGUUUACAUUUCCUUUCCCUCUUUCUGGCCACACGUUGCUAUCAUAUUUACUCAGUCCCUGUUUACUCUCCUUGCUAAUCACCAUCAUUGCCUCCUUGUACAAUUCAUCUUCACUUCGCGCUGUUAG
Messenger RNA from Acanthosepion pharaonis, 828 nucleotides. The record is from the annotation of a GenBank genome assembly. NCBI's taxonomy places the organism in Eukaryota, Metazoa, Mollusca, Cephalopoda, Sepiida, Sepiidae.